GUAUAACAUGCAUUACAUCUUACAUUUGCUCAAAUACCGGUUGUGAUUUUCUUAAUGGCUGUGCAGAUAUUUGGCACGUUUGUGAGUCUUGUGUUCUUAGGUCAGGCUUUCACCAUCAUGCUUGUGUACAUAUGGAGCAGGAGGAACCCAAACGUGCGCAUGAAUUUCUUCGGCCUUUUGAAUUUCCAGGCCCCCUUCCUCCCGUGGGUGCUCAUGGGAUUCUCUCUGCUGCUGGGAAACUCCAUCAUUGUAGAUCUUUUAGGCAUCGCAGUGGGACAUGUGUACUACUUUUUGGAGGAUGUGUUUCCCAACCAACCAGGUGGAGGCAGAUGGCUGAGGACUCCCUCCAUCCUGUGAGUGCUAAUGUCUCAGGUCUUCACAAUGUCAAGGGCUUAUAUGUAUUCAAGGCAAAUGGUGUAUACACUACCAU
Molecule: messenger RNA, 430 nt
Organism: Sinocyclocheilus rhinocerous
Lineage: Eukaryota; Metazoa; Chordata; Actinopteri; Cypriniformes; Cyprinidae
Product: derlin-2-like
Exons: 2
Coding region: 55-357 (100 amino acids)
Source: RefSeq, a predicted model, not a curated record